Messenger RNA from Neodiprion virginianus, 601 nucleotides. RefSeq names its product THAP domain-containing protein 3-like. The record is from RefSeq and is a predicted model, not a curated record. The transcript is spliced from 3 exons. Bases 184 to 549 code for a protein of 121 amino acids. Lineage: Eukaryota; Metazoa; Arthropoda; Insecta; Hymenoptera; Diprionidae.
AUUUAACGAGUAUUAUAACGUACGAAUCGUGUCAGUAAAAAUUCACAAUAUUUGAAUUAUGAACCGAUCUUAUUAUAAUUGAAAUUGAAAACUCGGGUAUUAUUGACUCAGGGAUUAAAUUAUAAUUCGAUAUGUAGAUUUCCCGUGAAAGAUGUGUUGCGCCUUCAGUAGUGGUUAAAAGAAAUGAAGAGGAAGGACUGGAAGUCAAACCGAAAUAGCACAUUGUGUUCAGCUCAUUUUACAAAUGACUGCUUUGAUAGGACAGAAUUCCUAAUUACAUUGAAAAAGAACAGUGUACCAACUACAUUUGACAACCCAAAAUCAGAGUGUCCAUCUUGUCACCGAUUAAGGGAAUAUAGACGUGGCUAUUCAUUCUUCAAUUUCCCAUUGGAUAAACCUGAUAUUAUGAAGCAGUGGAUCGCAAAUAUAAACAUUGGACCAUGGUCUCCAUCAGGUGAUAGCUUUCUGUGUUCCGACCACUUUGAACCCUCUUGCUUUCAGAAGAAAAGUCAGAGAAAACUCAGUGUGCAUAAAGACACGUUGAUGUGAUGCACUAUUGCGUCAAUGCCGUCAAAGCGGUUAAUUGCCUACAGAUUAUAAA